AUGGCGGGAAAUGUGAAAGAAGACUCGCCCAAAAUGGCUUUUGCAGCAGUAAAAAAAGUCAUAAAUGAUGAUUGCCUUGAAUCACUCAACACAAAAAACUUGGGAGAACUUUGUAAUAGUCUUAAACUUAAAGCUUCUGGGACUAAAAGUGAAUUGUUACAAAGAUUGCUACCAUUUAAAGAUGACCCGGCUUUGCUCGACAACAGAGUGAAGAACAUCUCUGUGAAGUACAGCUUUACGACAGCCCUAUCGAGACAGGAGAUCCCACCACCAACAGCUGGAUGGAAAUGCAAUACUUCUCUCUUUCCCAAGAUUUCAAAAGACGUUAUCAAGACAUAUCAGUCUAAUAAGCGACAGGGAAUGAUAGGACAAUUUCGCAAAGCUCAUCGAAUGUUUUCUUCAAGACGAAUGAAAACCAUCAAGGUUUUCAAAAAUGGUAGCCAGUUAUUUGUCAAGUCAAGCAUAUUAAAAAGCUUUUCUUCUGAAGUUACACGAACUGCAACUGUCUUGUUCAUUGACAAUGUUCCCAAGAAAGGUUUUUGCGAAUGUGCUGUCGGGAAGUGUGGUCUCUGUUGUCAUGUUAUCGUUAUACUGCUACAGUUAGAACACUUCACAACACAUAAAAAGCUGUUUUUGUCUUUGACCUGUACAGAGAAGCUUCAAAUGUGGCAUCGACCAAAUGUAAAGAAAGGGAAAGAGGUAAAAGCUAACUUGAAGGCUGCUGCUCAUAUCAGACUCAAAUAUUUUAGAAAUGCCAAAUCAGCAAGACAUGUAAAUCAAAGAACAAAGAAGAAAGUUGUAGCUAGAGAUGUAAGUGAUGAAAACAGUGACUGGCUGAAACGAGAUAUUUCCUCCAUGAGCUCUCAAGUAGUAGAUGGCCUGUCUAAAUGCAGAAUCAAUUUAUCAAAUCAUUUUCUUAAAACUCUAGAGAAAUUUAAAAUAAGACACUCAGGAUUGUAUCACCAUUUGUCUUACAAAAAUGCUUAUCUGAACAGAGUUAUUCAAAAUGAACAUGACUACACAAAACUAAAUCCUCCAGCAAACCUGGAACAAAACUCCAAAACACCUUCUGAGUGUGAGGAUAAAUGGCACUCUUCAUUGAUAGCCAAUUCUAACAACUCUAACCAAGAUAAUUGCACAGUGGGACAGCCUACUUCAGAAUGUCAAGAGCAAAUAUUUUGUGCAGAUAAAACUCAAGAGUUGUUAGAAUUGCUUACAAACUCUAAAGAUGAGAUUAUAGCUGUUAAGGUCCCUCAGCUUAAAGAAGUCAGACUAACUACAAGUGCAAGAUACAUUGAUGUUCAACAAGGCACUUCUGAUUGGCUUAACCUGAGGACGGGGGUAAUAACAGCAAGUAAACUACCAUCACUCCUGGGUUUUCAUGGAAACAAAGAGUUUGAUUCAUCAUGGUUUUAUAUUCUAAACAAGAUAGAUGAAAGUAAAUGUAAACCAAAGCAAUACAGAAACUUUCAAAGAGGAAACUACUAUGAAAAAGAAGCUUUAGAGCACUUUCAGAAACUCUCUGGUAAGUCAGUUUAUUCGAAAAUAUUAAUAGUAACACAAUACUCUGAAAUUUAGCAAAUAAGUAUAUUACCAGCAUAUCAUGCAGUUAAUCAUGUACAUAACAUAAUCAAAUAGGAAUACACUUACAUGAACAUAAAUGUAAACAAAAAAAUUAAUGUAAGUUUGAGUAAUCAUGUAUUGAUUUCUAUUUUUUUCUACAGGUGUCCCAGUCUCAAGUUGUGGGUUUUUCAGACAUCCAUCAGACACAAACUAUGGAGCAAGUCCUGAUGGUAUUUCAGAAGCAUUUCUCGUUGAGGUCAAGACAAGAGCAGAAAACUCUGAAGCCCCAUUAGACAAAAUCACAGGCUCACAUAUUAUUCAAGCAAAUUUUCAGAUGUCUUGUGCAGGAGCAAAUCUUGUAUUUUUGCAAUCUUAUCACCCUGAAAAGAAAAGUUCAAAUAUAUUUUUCAUACCCAGAAAUGACCUGCUUAUAGAUGUCUUAAAAGAAAUAACUGAUCAUAUUUUACAUCACAAAAUUGUAAGUAAGUGGGAUUAUGAAGAGAAUAACCAUCUCUCUGAACUUGGAAAGAACUUAUUAAAUACUGUCCCUAGCUUUGACACAUUACGUCAAUUCCGUAAGUGGGUAAACCAAAUGACAAAGCAUAUAAAGAAGGUAGUCUUUGUUAAAACAUAG
Molecule: messenger RNA, 2197 nt
Organism: Porites evermanni
Lineage: Eukaryota; Metazoa; Cnidaria; Anthozoa; Scleractinia; Poritidae
Source: the annotation of a GenBank genome assembly